Uloborus diversus is the source of this 1170-nucleotide messenger RNA. Its product is annotated as degenerin deg-1-like. Gene Ontology annotation, cellular component: membrane. NCBI's taxonomy places the organism in Eukaryota, Metazoa, Arthropoda, Arachnida, Araneae, Uloboridae. Gene Ontology annotation, biological process: sodium ion transmembrane transport. The coding region runs from base 1 to 1170 and encodes 389 amino acids. The record is from RefSeq and is a predicted model, not a curated record. Gene Ontology annotation, molecular function: ligand-gated sodium channel activity. The transcript is spliced from 10 exons.
AUGGUAAAAAGAAAGAAGGAAGAUUUCCAAAAUUUCGUGAGUGAUGUUUUGCAGAAGUCAAUGCUUACCGGAAUACCACAGAUUGCAAGUGCUGGUAAUUUACCCAAAAGAGUCAUACGCGUCGUUGUCUUUAUAGCUUGUUUAUUGGGAUUUAUUUACCAAUCUAUUUUGUUCAUGCAAAUGUACUGGAAAUACGAGACGGUCAUUGAUGUGAAAGUAACAAAUCCGGACAAAAUUGAUAUGCCAUCCAUGACUAUAUGCAAUUACAAUGGUUUCUCCUAUUACCAGAAUAUCCGUUGCCCCCACACUCUGGCCGGCUUAAUGAACGUCUGCUAUACUUUAAAUACUCUCAUUGAACGACCCGAUGCCGAGCCGCAGAAAGUUCUGUCGGAUGGAUACAUGAUCAUGACCUUGAAUCCGAAUCCCGUCGAAUACCACACGCUCGUCAACACCGUCUCCAUGCAGGUGUCUUUUCACCACCCCAGAGAGGUGAUCAACCCCUAUGAACAAGGCUUUGCGAUGUAUCCUGGAUAUAACUACUACUUCAGGAUGAAAAAGGUUGUGAAGUACCUGCUGCCAGCUCCAUACGAGACAAACUGUAUCGAUUAUCUAGAAAUAUGGAAAUCAAGGGGAGGACGAGGACCCAUGAAUCAAAGGGGCUGUAUCCUGGAGUGUCAGAAGAAUGUGAGUCUAGAAGCAUUUGGGUGCGUGGAGUACAGCUUCCGAGGUCCUGGGAAUGAGAGGAGAUGUCCUGAUUUAAAAAAUAUAAAUCCACUUUUAUCAAAGAUAAGAGAAUGUGCCACACUCAACUGCAAACCUGCUUGCUACGAAGAAAAGUAUGAAGUGACCAAAGACAGCGUUGACAGAGCACUUUUGCAAGAUUGUGGAGAAGAUGAAGAUGAAGAAAAAAAUGAACUAGAAAUACGUCUGUACUUUGAUGGUAUGGAAACCACAACUUACACUUACAGCCCAAAAUUUCAGAACAUCGAGACAUUCAGCUAUUUAGGUGGUUACGUCGGAAUGUGGUUAGGAAUUUCCCUGGUUGCUGUGUUCGACUUCUUGGAGACGAUGGUGAUCAUGCUGAAGUAUCCAUGCAAGCGAUUCCUCCUCUACAAAGACAGGAGGAAUCGCAUCAAGCAGAUGAGGCAGAUGCACCACCGGAACAUGUAA